CAUUACGCUAACUGCUGGUCCCGAUUUAGCCCGUUCUGAAUCGGCUCACCCUUGGGCUCCUCUAUGGGUCCUGCUGGGUCCUGUGGGCUCAGGCGAGGCCUGGGAGGCCCGCCAGCCUCUCUGAGCCCAACCCCCGGCCUCCUUCAGAACGUCACCCUUCAGCCUCCCCGUGCCGGGAGCCUCUCCCUACUCUUCCUCCCUAGGGCUCCACGCACACCUUGGUCUCGGUCCCUAAUUACACUCCCGGUUACCGAUUUUAACUACCUGUGGGCAUGUGCGUGGGGCAGACGCACAGGGUGCAGAUGCACGCAGGGUGCAGACGCACGCACACGCACCUGGCAUGCUUCGCAAACCGCCCAGGCCGGGACUUGAACUGUGGUCGUCCACGUGGGACCCAGCUCCCUUGGACCGCCGGGCUCUGGGGCGGGCCCUACUCCCAGCUGCGUGACCUGCCGUGCCCUGAGGGCCGCGUCUCUGCAGCCUGUGCAGGCGACGUGCUGGACGCGGCGUCCCCGUGCUCCGUGGUGAACUACCUGAGGUGGGACCUGAACGCCCAGCAGAUCGAGGAACUCACCAAGGAGCUCAUCGAGCAGACCAAGCGCGUGUACGACCAGGUGGGCGCCCUGCCGUUCGAGGAGGUGUCCUACGAGAGCACCCUCCGGGCGCUGGCAGAUGUUGAGGUGACCUACACAGUGCAGAGGAACACCCUGGACUUCCCCCAGCACGUCUCCCCGUGCAAGGCCAUCCGCACGGCCAGCACCGAGGCCGACAAGAAGCUCUCGGAGUUCGACGUGGAGAUGAGCAUGAGGCAGGACGUGUACCAGCGCAUCGUCUGGCUCCAGGAGAAGGUCCCGAAGGCCACGCUGAGGCCCGAGGCGGCGCGGUACCUGGAGCGGAUGCUCAAGCUGGGCAGGAGGAACGGGCUGCACCUCCCCCAGGAGACCCAGGAGAAAAUCAAGAGCAUCAAGAAGAAGCUGAGCCUGCUGUGCAUCGACUUCAACAAGAACCUGAACGAGGACGCCACCUCCCUGCCCUUCACCCGCGACGAGCUCGGUAGGGCGCCUGAGCUCCAGGGCGUGGGCGCGGGCCAGCGCCCAGGCGUCUUGCUAGAGAACUGCAGCAUCCUCAAGGAGCUGGUGGCCCUGCGCGCCCAGAAGUCCAGCCUGCUGGGCUUCCCCACGCACGCCGACUUCGUGCUGGAGAUGAACAUGGCCCAGACCAGCCAGGCCGUGGCCACCUUCCUCGACGAGCUGGCCCAGAAGCUGAAGCCGCUGGGGGAGCAGGAGCGGGCCGUGAUCCUGGAGCUGAAGAAGGCCGAGUGCGCCAAGCGGGGCCUGGAGUUCGACGGGUGCAUCCACGCGUGGGACAUGCGCUACUACAUGAACCAGGUGGAGGAGACGCGCUACCGCGUGGACCAGAACCUGCUCAAGGAGUACUUCCCCAUACAGGCGGUCACCCGCGGGCUGCUGGGCAUCUAUCAGGAGCUGCUAGGGCUCAGCUUCGAGCUGGAGGACGGCGCGGCCGCCUGGCACGAGGACGUGCAGCUGUACACCGUGCGGGACACGGCCUCGGGGCAGGUGGUCGGCAAGUUCUACCUGGACCUCUACCCCAGGGAAGGCAAGUACGGGCACGCGGCCUGCUUCGGUCUGCAGCCAGGCUGCCUGCGGCGGGGCGGCAGCCGCCACGACGACCGGGUGGCCAACUUCACCAAGCCCACCCCGGACACGCCGUCGCUGCUGCAGCACGACGAGGUGGAGACCUACUUCCACGAGUUCGGGCACGUGAUGCACCAGCUCUGCUCCCAGGCCGAGUUCGCCAUGUUCAGCGGGACCCACGUGGAGCGGGACUUCGUGGAGGCGCGGUCACAGAUGCUGGAGAACUGGGUGUGGGAGAAGGAGCCGCUGCAGCGGAUGUCCCAGCACUACCGCACGGGCAGCGCCGUCCCGCAGGAGCUGCUGGAGAAGCUCAUCGAGUCCCGCCAGGCCAACACGGGCCUCUUCAACCUGCGCCAGAUUGUCCUGGCCAAGGUGGACCAGGCGCUGCACACGCAGACCGACGCAGACCCUGCUGAGGAGUACGCCCGGCUCUCCCAGGAGAUCCUCGGGGUUCCAGCCACGCCAGGGACCAACAUGCCUGCAACCUUCGGCCACCUGGCGGGAGGCUACGACGCUCAGUACUACGGCUACUUGUGGAGCGAGGUGUACUCCAUGGACAUGUUCCACACCCGCUUCAAGCAGGAGGGCGUGCUCAGCAGCAAGGUCGGCAUGGACUACAGACGCUGCAUCCUGGGACCGGGCGGCUCCGAGGACGCCCGCGCCAUGCUGAAGCUCUUCCUGGGCCGGGACCCCAAGCAGGACGCCUUCCUCCUGAGCAAAGGGCUGCAGGUGGAGGGCAGCGAGCCGCCCACCUGCUGACGGCACUGCCAGCGCCCGCCGGACACCCCUGCCCGGGCCCACGCCCGCCGCCUGGUGCCUUACCUCCCUCCUGGACUGGGUCAGAACGGAUCGGAUUGCGCGGCCUCGGCACCUGGCCAGGGUGGGGCUGGACUGGUGGGGAGCGUGGGGUCCACCCCUCCCGGUCCUGGUCCAGCUUCCAGACCCCCGCCUGGUCCCAGGGUGCCCGGCGCGCAUGCCCGCCCAGGGCCUCAGCUCUGUUGCACUAACACGUCCCUCCUGGGAGCCCUCGGCCCAUGAGGCGGCCCUGAAAUGGCCACUGCAGGAAGCAGGCCGCAAGGACAGGCCCGGCCUUGCCCUCAGGGUGGCCGGACGUGGCUGCAACCCCAGCCAGCCCUCUGGGCUGACCCGGGCCACAUCGGGCGUGUCCUCCUGAGCGUCCCUACUGCCGCACCUGGGUCCCCCGGGGGGGGGGUGGCUGAGCAGCGAGGGUGCCGGGACUUGGAGCCUCGAGGGGCCUCAGGUCUGCCCACCAGGCUGGGCAGCAGGGCACUCGCCGGGACAUUUCCCCUGGGAGAUUCUGGGCAGGGCCACCCGGGUGUGCACAGGCAGCCCAAGGGCACCGCCUCCCGAGCCCGUGCUGACCCGAGUCUACACCCCCCCCCGCCUGCGGCUGCACUUCCCCGGUCAGCCAGUCUGGAAGUCCCGCGGGCACACAGAAAUAAACCACUGGUCUGCUCUUGGCUCUCUGA
Molecule: messenger RNA, 3145 nt
Organism: Tupaia belangeri chinensis (Chinese tree shrew)
Lineage: Eukaryota; Metazoa; Chordata; Mammalia; Scandentia; Tupaiidae
Gene: THOP1
Product: thimet oligopeptidase 1
Biological process (GO): proteolysis; peptide metabolic process
Cellular component (GO): mitochondrial intermembrane space
Molecular function (GO): metalloendopeptidase activity
Source: RefSeq, a predicted model, not a curated record